Messenger RNA from Mycosarcoma maydis (corn smut), 576 nucleotides. RefSeq lists its product as uncharacterized. Gene Ontology annotation, cellular component: endoplasmic reticulum. The record is from RefSeq and is a predicted model, not a curated record. The transcript is spliced from 4 exons. NCBI's taxonomy places the organism in Eukaryota, Fungi, Basidiomycota, Ustilaginomycetes, Ustilaginales. The coding region runs from base 1 to 576 and encodes 191 amino acids.
AUGUCGGCUCUCACAACAUCCACAGUGCGAGCCAGGACGCUAACAGAGCGACCAAUAGACGUGCUGUACCUGGCGUACUUUGGCAUCCACCUUGUGGCAUCGCUGGCGAUCGAUGCGCAAUUGACGUAUCCACCGUACUCGCAACGACUGUUUCCGAAAGCAUUGCGAAAUGUUUUGCAGGACUACUUGACGACGUCCAGGGAUCCGUUCCUGUUAGCCGCGCAAAGGCGCUCGUCAGAUCAUGUCUGGUUCCGAGUAUUGCUGGCGAGCGAAACAGUGUUCCAGAUCCCUUGCUUUGUGGUCGCUCUUUGGGGUCUGUGGAAGGAUGAUAAACGCACCUAUCCUCUAAUGAUAUGCUAUGGUACACUAGCUGCUUCUUCAACACUCCAAUGCAUCUGCAGUGUCCUAUUCGGAAUGGACGGUGACGAUCUCACAUCGACUCAGAUCAGCGGCCUCCUUCAAAAUUACGUUCCUUUCUGCUUGAUACCCACUUUGCUCGCGUUCGACAUGAUGCUGCGCAUCGUCCGGCUGUUGUCACCUGCAACGACGGUGAAGAAGGGCGGAAAGGACGAAUGA